GCGGAGCUGGCGAGGGCGGGAGGUCCGCGCAGGCGCAGGCGCGCGAACGGGAAGAUGGCGGCCGGGUUCAAAACUGUGGAACCUAUGGAGUAUUACAGGAGAUUUUUGAAAGAAAACUGUCGUCCUGAUGGAAGAGAACUUGGUGAAUUCAGAACCACAACUGUCAACAUAGGUUCAAUUAGUACAGCAGAUGGUUCUGCUUUAGUGAAGCUGGGGAACACUACAGUAGUUUGUGGAGUUAAAGCGGAAUUUGCAGCACCACCAACAGAUGCCCCUGAUAAAGGAUAUGUUGUUCCUAAUGUGGAUCUACCACCCCUGUGUUCAUCGAGAUUUCGGUCUGGACCUCCUGGAGAAGAGGCCCAAGUAGCUAGCCAGUUCAUUGCAGAUGUCAUUGAAAAUUCACAGAUAAUUCAGAAAGAGGACUUGUGCAUUUCUUCAGGAAAGCUUGCUUGGGUUCUAUACUGUGAUCUCAUUUGCCUUGACUAUGAUGGAAACAUUUUGGAUGCCUGCACAUUUGCUUUAUUAGCAGCUUUAAAAAAUGUACAGUUGCCUGAAGUUACUAUAAAUGAAGAAACUGCUUUAGCAGAAGUUAAUUUAAAGAAGAAAAGUUAUUUGAAUAUUAGAACUCACCCUGUGGCAACUACCUUUGCUGUGUUUGAUGACACUUUGCUGAUAGUUGACCCUACUGGAGAAGAGGAGCAUCUGGCAACAGGAACCUUAACAAUAGUAAUGGAUGAGGAAGGCAGACUCUGUUGUCUUCAUAAACCAGGUGGAAGUGGACUCACUGGAGCUAAACUUCAGGACUGUAUGAGCCGUGCAGUUACAAGACACAAAGAAGUAAAAAAACUCAUGGAUGAAGUAAUUAAUAGUAUGAAACCCAAAUAAAAAGUCACAUAUUCCGAACAGAUUUGUAAAAACUAUAUUGUUACACUGUGCACAAACUUUUUAUACUAAAUAAAUAUCAAACUACAUUCUUCUGAAA
Molecule: messenger RNA, 982 nt
Organism: Marmota monax (woodchuck)
Lineage: Eukaryota; Metazoa; Chordata; Mammalia; Rodentia; Sciuridae
Gene: Exosc8
Product: exosome component 8
Exons: 11
Coding region: 55-885 (276 amino acids)
Biological process (GO): nuclear polyadenylation-dependent rRNA catabolic process; exonucleolytic trimming to generate mature 3'-end of 5.8S rRNA from tricistronic rRNA transcript (SSU-rRNA, 5.8S rRNA, LSU-rRNA); U5 snRNA 3'-end processing
Cellular component (GO): cytoplasmic exosome (RNase complex); nuclear exosome (RNase complex)
Source: RefSeq, a predicted model, not a curated record